ACGAGAGUAAUCAACUACCGCUUGUGAUUGAUCUUUUACUUCGGUCUUUUUUACUGUUAAGCUAGCAAGUUUAUAGUUGGCCGAUGGUCGCUUCUUAUCUUCCCGUUUGCUAAUACAACUAUUCAGCUAUGAAUUUCGCUUUUGUCUUACGUUCAUCGGCCACGGGACUAGGUUGAACGGCGACUUUUGGAGAUCACCGUCAUAUUAUGUCCUGGGCAACAUCGUAAGACUAACAGGUGAACAGGUUUAGCUACCGUUAGCCAUGGCCCUGUCCUGGUUGACAUGACAACUUUCCCGACCUGCUGAUGAUCCGUGUGUCAUCCCUGUGAUAUUCCUGCCCGGUGGACCAUCUUAAACAUCACAGCAUGGAUGAGGAGUCUGUAGACCAAGUGUCCAACCUGUCUCCUCUUCGCCACAACGCUGGAGCUGACUGUAACCAUGGUGACCAGAGCUCACUGUUGAGCCAGCGGGAGAUGGUGUUGGAAAACCACGAUCAUCUCCAUCACCGUGAAACACUGGCCUCAAAGGCUUCAGCGGAAGAGAGAGGAGUGUGGUGCGAGUCUGAUGUCCCUGUAGUACAACAGAACAACCUCGACAACACAACAUCAUCCACUAAGAAGUCUUUCUCCUGCUCUGUGUGUGGACGACUCUUCACUACAAAACAGUCCCGGGUCCGACACAUGAAGACCCACACGGGAGAGAAGCCGUUCCACUGCACCGUGUGCGGGAAGAGCUUCUCUCAGCAGUCGUUCUUUAGGAUACACCAGAAGAGCCACACGGGGGAGAAGUCCUACCGCUGCCUUGCACCUGACUGUGGAAAGAGCUUCUACCAAUCAGGAGCCUUGUUGAGACACGGAAGGGGUCACGCUGAGGGAUCGACUAGACUAAGAGCUGCUGAAGAUGUGCUGCCACACCAACAGGAGCUGCUUGUCCAACAGGACGAUACUAGUAACAAGAAUUCUAAACUUCAGGCUGUAGUGGAUGUGCUGCCAGAGCAAGAGGAUGUCCGUCUGACCCAAGGAUACAGUCCUGCCCCUCCUCCCAGCUCCGUCCCCUCUACACCGGGAGGACUACCUGUCCAACACCAGCAGAACCACAACAACACUUCCAACACCUGUCAGAAGUGCGGAGAGCAGUUCUCUACCUUCUACAAGCUGCGUGUCCACCUGACCACCCACAGGGGAGAGAAGCCCUUCUCCUGUCCAGACUGUGGUCAACGCUUCUCAGCCCGGGGCUACAUGGAGUCACACCAGAGGGUACACAUCAAGGAGAGAUCACACCCCUGCCCCGACUGUGGUAAAAGGUUCCUCUCACUGGGAGACCUGAAGAGACACCAGCAGAGCUUCUCCGAGGAGAGACCGUACAGCUGCUCCGAGUGCAGGAAGAGUUUCACCCAGCCGGGGUUCCUAAGGGCACACCAGAGGACACACACCGGGGUAAAAGGUUACCGCUGCCCCUACUGUCACAAGGACUUCUUCACUGCCUCCAGUCUGAGGAGACACAGGAAGCAGGCGCAUGCGGAAGAGACCGUCACGCUGCCCCCUAGUGGUGGACUCCAGCUGUCACAUGCUGGAGAGAGCCUGGGUCAAGCUGAAGCUGGUGUACCAGGACUGAAGGUCAUAGUGAAGGAGGAGGAGGAUCCUGCUUUUGGAGACAGUUCUAACAACCAUCACUCUGAGACUACUGAGGAGAGUCUCCCUGCAGCCGUAGAGCAUAAACAACAACAACAACAACAACAACAUAAACAGCAUCACAGCUGUCACAGAAGAGUCCACUCCUGCCUUGUGUGUGGAAAGGAGUUUCCCAUUGCAUACAAGCUACAAGUCCAUAUGAGAAUCCACACUGGAGAGAAGCCUUACUCCUGCUCUGUGUGUGGGAAGAGCUUCGCCCAGAAGGGGAGCCUGACGCUCCACCAGAUCGUCCACACCGGAGAGAAACCUUACUCCUGCCCCGACUGUGGGAACACCUUCUCCCAGAUGAUCAGCCUGAAGAGACACCAACUGCUGCACACAGGAGAGAGACCGUACAGCUGCUCCGAGUGUGGGAGAAGCUACACCCAGCAGAGAAACCUGAGGUGUAACCUAUGCUUUUUAUUUAUCAAUUAUACGGUUUACAUGGUCAUUUCAAGUAGUCAGAAGUGUUUUUUUGUAAAAAAAAAUGAUCUACUUUUAUCUUAUCUUAGGGCCCACCAGCUGAAGCACACCGCAGAGAGACUUCACCGCUGCUCUGUGUGUGGGAAGAGCUUCUUCACACCCUCAGGACUCAGGGAUCACCAGAGGUCUCACACAGGAGAGAAACCAUUCCCUUGCUCUGUGUGUGGGAAGAGCUUCUCACGGCCUGGUCCCCUGAGAGAACACCAGCAGACUCACACAGGAGAUGGUGGACAGGUGGAGCGAGACCGCGGCAAGGACCCUGGUGACCGAUCGAGACCCAAACCCAAAGAGUCCCUGGGUGAAACUCUGGGACUGAAAAUUAUAGUUGAAGAACUGAAGAAAGAAGAGGAGGGGAAGGAGGCGAGAGGAGAAGAGGAUGAGGAAGUUGGUGGUUUGAUCAAUUCCGACGGAGAGGAAGUUGGUCACGUUUCUCUUUCUAGAAAAAGCCCUGUCCCAGGCUUUGUUAGCGGUGAGAUUCCCUCUACAUCAACAGAACCUGAACAACACCAAAAAAUCCAGGAGAAACGAUACAGAACCAAGAAGCAUCACCUCUGCUCGGUGUGUGGAAAGGAGUUCCCUAAACCAUCGAAGCUAGUUGCACAUCUCCGCACACACAGUGGAGAGAAACCCUUCCGCUGCUCCGUGUGCGGUAGAGGUUUCUCCACGGGGGGUAUCACCCUACAGAGACACCUUCUGACGCACACAGGGGAGAAACCUUACCACUGCUCUGUCUGUGGGAAGAGGUUCAUCCAGCGAGGGAAUCUGUUAAAACACCAGAAGGUACACACUGGAGAGAAACCUUACUCCUGCUCCGUGUGUGGCCGGAGUUUCCCUCGAUUUGAGCGUCUGAAGGACCACCAGCGGACACAUACGGGAGAGAAACCUCAAUCUUGCGAUGUCUGUGGGAUGAGGUUCUCCUACGCAUCCUCCCUCAAGGUCCAUCGCAGGAUGCACACCGGGGAGAGACCUUACCAGUGCUCUGUCUGUGGGGAGAGCUUCAACUCAACAGCAAACCUGAGGAAACACAGACAGUCCCACACUGGAGAUAAAGGGUCUGCUAACAUGAAGAGGGGUCGGCUCCUGAGGUCGUCCCACACUGGAGAGGGGUGUGCUGCUGUUACUGGAGGAUUUCAGACUGCUGGAGGUGAUGCUCUGGGAACCGUGGUCAAAGAUAAAAGCUCUCUGGGUCCUGACCAAGGCCAUGGUGAAGGCUGCAGUCAAACAUCUACCAUAUAUAUCGAUAGUAAAGAAGAAGAAGUGGAGGAGGAGGAGGAAGUUGGUGGUUUGAUAAAUUCCGAAGGAGAAGAAGUUAAUUGGGAUUACCUCAGUCCUGGAUCUUCAGCAUUGCAGGGACCGAAGUCAGUUUCUGAAAAGUUUGAGAACCAAGUUGAAGAUGAUGAUGAUGAUGUGGAAGAAGAGGAAAUUGGUGGUCUAAUCAAUUCAGACGGAGAAGAAAUCGGUUGGGAUCGUCAUCGUAUCAGACAGCGUGUCAGCCGUCCUUCUGACAGCGAGGAGAGUCCCUCCGCAUCAGGAGAACCUGAACAACACCAGGAGGAUCACAACAACACCAGGAGGAUCACAACAACACCAGGAGAACCUGAACGACACCAGGAGGAUCACAACAACACCAAGUCUCACCACUGCUUUAGAUGUGGGAAAGACUUCGCCAACAUCUCUAACCUGCGGCGACACCAGAAGAGACACUCAGGAGAGAGUUCCGAACACAGAUCUGACAGCGAAGCCAGGAAGUCCCACUGCUGCCCAGAAUGUGGAAGAGACUGUAAGAAGCUAUCAGCUCUACAAAAACACAUGAAGAUCCACACAGGAGAGAAGCCGUACCCUUGCUCCGUGUGUGGGAAACAGUUCCGUGAAAGAACAGCCCUCCGCGACCACCAGAAAGUGCACACGAGAGAAAAACCUUACCCUUGCCCCGACUGUGGGAAGAGGUUUGCUCACUCAGGAGCUAUGAAGAGACACCUGCUGACGCACACCGGAGAAAAACCUUACUCCUGCUCUGUGUGUGGGAGGAGCUACACCCAGAUAGGGCGACUGAGAGAACACGAGCGAACACACAGCGAUGAGAAACACGACUGUUCCGUCUGUUGGAGAAGCUUCGCCAAAGCUAAGGCCCUCGUCGCUCACUUCAGGACCCACACUGGAGAGAGACCCUACAGCUGUGAGGAGUGUGGGAAGAGCUACGUACGAACCCAGAACCUCCGAGCCCAUCAGAGGAAAAGUCACAGCAGCUCACUACCAAACCCUGGGACUGAGACCGGGGAAACCCUGGUUGCAGGGGUGAAGAGUGAAGAGGAUUCUAUUAGUAUCAGUGAUGAAGAGGAAAAGGAGUUGAUGCUAGCAGGGUGGAGGAAAACGAGGACUAGCCUUUCACAUUAGGAUAGAUUCCUCUUUGUGCUGACCAUCUCUAGACACCGAAUGAAUGGAAUGGACCAGAGCAAGGACUAGCCAACCACAUAGGAUUUUCUGCAUCCAAAAUGGUACCCUAUUCCCUAAAUACCAGGUCCUGGUCAAAACUAGUGCACUAUAUAUAGGGAAUAGGGUGUCAUUUAAGAUGUAGAUAGAAUCUGUGGUGAUGAUCUGUAGACAAAGAACCAAUAGAAUGGACUGUAGUUCUAAUUUCCACCAGCGGAGGGUGAGCAAAGUCUGACAAAAAUUAUUAGUGUUGAGAAAUUGAGUUUUAUCUAAAACAUACUUUUAGUCAUGUAGUGUAUGUGGACACCUGCUCAUCUAACAUCUCAUUCCAAAAUCAUUGGCAUUAAUAUGGAGUCGGUCCCGACUUUGCUGCUAUAUCAGCCUCUACCUCUUCUGGGAAGGCUUUCCACUAGAUGUUGGAACAUUGCUGCGGGGACUUGCUUCCAUUCAGCCACAAGAGCAUUAGUGAGGUCAGGUACUGAUGUUGGGCGAUUAGGCCUGUCUCGCAAUCUGCGUUCCAAUUCAUCCCAAAGGUGUUCGAUGGGGUUGAGGUCAGGGCUCUGUGCAGGCCAGUCAAGCUCUUCCACACUGAUCUGAACAAACCAUUUCUGUAUGGACCUACCUUUGUGCACGGGGGCAUUGUCAUGCUGAAACAGGAAAAGGCCUUCCCCAAACUGUUGUCACAAAAUCGGAAGCACAGAAUCAUCUAGAAUGUCAUUGUAUGCUGUAGCGUUAAUAUUGGUAGCGAACUUUACACCACUCUGCCCGACGCUUGGUAUUGCGCAUGGUGAUCUUAGGCUUGUGUGCGGCUGCUCGGCCAUGGAAACCCAUUUCGUGAAGCUCCCGACUAACAUUUAUUGUGCUGAUGUUGCUUCCAGAGGUGAUUUGGAACUCGGUAGUGAGUAUUGCAACCGAGGACAGGUGAUUUUUUACACACUUCAGCACUCUGCGGUCCUGUUCUGUGAGCUUGUGUGGCCUACCACUUUGUGGCUGAGCCGUCUUUGCUCCAAGAAGUUUCCACUCCACAAUAACAGCACGUACAGUUAGUUGAAAUGUGGCAUCCUAUUACGAUGCCACAUUGAAAGUCACUGAGCUCAUCAGUAAGGCCAUUUUACUAGUUUGUCUAUGGAGAUUGCAUGGCUCGAUUUUAAACGGAUGUGACUUAAAUAGCCGGAUCCACUAAUUUGAAGGGGUGUCCACAUACUUUUGUAUAUAUAGUGUAUAGAAGGGUUGUCUUUUAUUUUUUUUAAACUGCAUUGUUGGUUAGGGGCUCGUAAAUAAGCAGUUCACUGUAAAGUCUACAUCUGUUGUAGUCAGCGAAUGUGACUAAUACAAUUUGAUAGUCACGAAAAUUAUGUGUGCAAGUCGAUGUGGCAGAAGGCCAUGAGUUGUUAUGAUUCUGAACGUCAUAUAGCAAAGCAACAAUGACAAGAAGCUGCCAUAGUGCCAUCUUGUUCUCGAUACCAUGUCUUGUUUUGACUGAUGUCUCAUCUACGCUAAUGUGGCUAAAAUUCACUAGCUAGCUAACCAACAACUCUAACGAUGUAUUGAGCGACUUGAACAAGUGCUCAUUGUGCAAAUGUAUUGGUUUUCAAAAAAUAUUUGAAGAAUAAAAAUAUAGUUUACAUAUUGUCAACAA
This is a messenger RNA of Oncorhynchus kisutch (coho salmon), 6222 nucleotides long. Its product is annotated as zinc finger protein 585B. Bases 366 to 4547 code for a protein of 1393 amino acids. NCBI's taxonomy places the organism in Eukaryota, Metazoa, Chordata, Actinopteri, Salmoniformes, Salmonidae. Gene Ontology annotation, cellular component: nucleus. The transcript has 17 exons. Gene Ontology annotation, molecular function: DNA-binding transcription activator activity, RNA polymerase II-specific; RNA polymerase II cis-regulatory region sequence-specific DNA binding. The record is from RefSeq and is a predicted model, not a curated record. Gene Ontology annotation, biological process: regulation of transcription by RNA polymerase II.